AUGGUUCAACAAGGAAUCAAGGAAGAAAAAGAGGCUGACAACCGUGGAUAUUUGACUGUAAUUUCUCUGAAUCCAAUGGUUCAACAAGGCAUCAAGGAGGAAAAAGAUUGGAAAGCAGCGCGUAAGACUCAUUACGAUAUGGGAAUGAAUUAUGUUGAAAUUGGCGUUGCUGCUCGCACCUUACCACGGAUCAUCGAUGGUGGAAAAGUAUGCAAACACUUUAUUUUGUACAAAGGGUAAGC
Molecule: messenger RNA, 242 nt
Organism: Strongylus vulgaris
Lineage: Eukaryota; Metazoa; Nematoda; Chromadorea; Rhabditida; Strongylidae
Source: the annotation of a GenBank genome assembly